UACCGAACCUUUGGCCGUUUUCCUCUCGAAAACUCAUUUGAAAAUAUAAAUAAAACAUAUAAUUGUCCUUUUAGCAAAUAUAGAUCUUCAAAUUCCUUCUCUAGAAAGAAAACAGAGAGGAGGAAUAUUGUAAGAAUAAGAAUGCGGUGGUGAAAAAAAAGAGGAGCAAUAAUGGCGUAUGAAGAGAUGCAAGCAACGCCUCUAUCCUCGAUAGCUGAGGCAUUUGAAGAUCUGGCUCACAUAAUCAAACAUGGCGAACAAGAACUCCGCUUAAAUGCAUUUUGUGAUGCCUGUGCUUUAGUUUCCGUUCUCUUCAAUUCUUUAGGUCUCGCUUUUAAAUUUGCUGAAUUGGAGUAUUGCGCUAAGGUUCGUGGUCUCUCAGAAGCAGCAAAUAUAUAUCCCACCUUACAUAAUAUCUUAGACAUUGAUGUUCGAAAUGAUAGAGUAAAAUGUCCAGGAAGCCUUUCCCGUAACCUCCGUAGAGUAAGACAAGGUCUAGACCUUAUCAGGGCCUUAUUCGAAGGAUUUUUAGCGACUUAUGAUUGCUCAUUAAGAGAAGCAGCUUCAUCAGCUUAUGCACAAACAUGUGCGCCAUACCAUUCAUGGGCAGUUAGGGCAGCUGCUACUGCUGGAAUGUAUGCUCUUCCUUCUAGGGACCAACUUCUGUCAAGCCUUAAUGAAACAGAUGAAUCGGCAGAGUACAGAAUGAAACGGUACAUGAAAGCUGCAAUUCCUGUUAUACAAUACAUCGACAAACUCUAUAUUUCCAGAAAUAUAAGUUUAGACUGGUAAAAUUCAUUUUGGUAAUGCGGGGUUUUAUUUGAGUUCGUUCUUCAGAAAAGCCGCGAGAAAUCUUAGCUAGUUUGUUUAGUCAGUGGAGUCAUUGUAAUGAUCGAGAUGCUGAUAAGGGAUAGUAGCAUUGUUGUUUUAAAUUUAAGAUCAGAUAUAGGGUCCUUCCUCUCUUCAGCAAUAUAUCUUUCUCCCAUCUCAUUCAAGCUUAAUGUAUUUAAUUUACUUUGAAGAUCAUUUUUAGUUGAUAGGAGAAUUAUUUAGACAUCUAAGAACAUUCUUGUAUACGUAAGCUUACUGAUACCCGAUUGUGGUACUACAUCUCUGUAAAUAAGUGUAUUAGCAUGAA
Amaranthus tricolor (Joseph's coat) is the source of this 1138-nucleotide messenger RNA. Its product is annotated as ACD11 homolog protein. Gene Ontology annotation, cellular component: membrane; cytoplasm; cytosol. The record is from RefSeq and is a predicted model, not a curated record. Bases 172 to 792 code for a protein of 206 amino acids. Gene Ontology annotation, biological process: intermembrane lipid transfer; ceramide transport. Gene Ontology annotation, molecular function: ceramide 1-phosphate transfer activity; ceramide 1-phosphate binding. NCBI's taxonomy places the organism in Eukaryota, Viridiplantae, Streptophyta, Magnoliopsida, Caryophyllales, Amaranthaceae. The transcript is spliced from 4 exons.